Zingiber officinale is the source of this 1703-nucleotide messenger RNA. Its product is annotated as phosphoribosylaminoimidazole-succinocarboxamide synthase, chloroplastic-like. Gene Ontology annotation, molecular function: phosphoribosylaminoimidazolesuccinocarboxamide synthase activity. Bases 274 to 1461 code for a protein of 395 amino acids. Lineage: Eukaryota; Viridiplantae; Streptophyta; Magnoliopsida; Zingiberales; Zingiberaceae. Gene Ontology annotation, biological process: 'de novo' IMP biosynthetic process. The transcript is spliced from 13 exons. Gene Ontology annotation, cellular component: cytoplasm; chloroplast stroma. The record is from RefSeq and is a predicted model, not a curated record.
CCUCACGAUCACUGUCCCCCAAUCUCGCCGCCGCCUCGCCGCCUCGCCGCCUUGCCGCCGGUGGCCCAACUCGGUCUUCCUCCCGUUCGCCUCUCCGGCGGAUCAGUUUUCCUGUUUAUCUUGAUCUUUCGAUCACGCAGGUCAGUCCUCCCCUUCCUCCCGCAAGCCCCUCUCUCCUCCACACUAUCGUUUCCGUAAUCCGGCUGCUACAACUUCGGUCCUCUUCUCUCCGACGACGUCGUUCUUCUUUUCAACUCAGUUCUAGGACUAGUUAUGGCGGUUCUCACCGGCUCUCCAUCCACACUACAAAUCCUUCCAAAAAAGACCUUACUUGUUCCCUCAACUCGUUCUCAAUGUCUAUUCAUGACCUCUCUCCUUCGUCCAUCAUCUAUCUCUGCACUCACUUCCAUGCAAAAGAAAUCUUCUUCUAAGGUUGUUGCCUUGCUACUUUCGGAGAAUGAUAGUCACCGUGGUGAUGUUCUUCAUGCUGCUAGUUCUAUGCUCUCAAAUUGCCUCUCUGAAACCCACCUUGAUCAAACUGUGCGUGGACUUCUCUCCAAGUCUAGAGGCAAGGUGAGGGAUGUUUACGAUGCAGGAGACCAUCUUGUACUGGUUACCACUGAUCGACAGAGUGCAUUUGAUCGUGUUCUUGCCUCCAUACCCUUUAAAGGCCAGGUUCUUAACGAGACAAGUCUAUGGUGGUUUAAUAAAACUCAACAUAUUACUCCGAAUGCUUUGGUUUCUGCUCCAGACAGAAAUGUGACAAUUGCAAAGAAGUGCUCUGUGUUCCCAGUUGAAUUUGUUGUAAGAGGUUAUAUAACUGGUAGCACUGAUACAUCCCUGUGGACAGUUUAUGCUGAAGGGAUUAGAAACUAUUGUGGAAAUUCACUUCCUGAAGGAUUGGUAAAGAAUGAGAAGUUAUCUGCAAAUAUACUUACUCCAACAACUAAAUCUGCAGACCAUGAUGUUCCUGUAUCACCUGAUGAGAUUCUUCAAUUGGGCUUGAUGACAAAAGAUGAAUUAGAUGAAGUAAGCAACAAAGCAUUGGCCUUAUUUUCUUAUGGACAGCAAGUAGCAUUGGAGAAUGGCCUCAUACUAGUUGACACAAAGUAUGAAUUUGGAAAAGCAGCUGAUGGGACAAUAAUGUUAGUUGAUGAGGUGCACACCCCUGACUCUAGCAGAUAUUGGAUUGCUAAUUCUUACCAGGAGCGAUUUAAUUCUGGCAUCGAACCUGAAAAUGUUGAUAAGGAGUUCUUAAGGUUGUGGUUCAAGGAACAUUGCAACCCGUACGAAGAUGAGGUUCUCCCUGAGGCCCCCAAGGACCUUGUUUGCGAACUUGCAUGGCGGUACAUCUUCCUCUUUGAAACAAUCACAAAAUCCAAAUUUCAAUUGCCUGUUUCAGAGGAACCGAUACAUGACAGGAUAACCAGGAAUGUUUCUAACGCGCUCUCAUCUUUUUGAUCGUCGAUUGUUCUCCAUCCGUCCCGUCUAGUUCGUGGAGCUGCCAGUUGAAGGAAGAGAAAGGGCAGUAUUCUCUUGCACUAUUCUUUGCCAUAAUCAUGUUUGAUAAACUUAUAGCAAAAUAAGUUAAACCCCAUUGAUCGAAAAUACAUGCCAUGGGAUGAUUUUUAGAUUAAUGUCUUUAUUUUUCAUGAAUAAGUUAACUUUGAUCCAUAUAUGAUCUUUAUGCUGCCUUGAUCUUA